Schistocerca serialis cubense is the source of this 5459-nucleotide messenger RNA. Its product is annotated as roundabout homolog 2-like. The transcript is spliced from 23 exons. The record is from RefSeq and is a predicted model, not a curated record. Gene Ontology annotation, molecular function: protein binding. Lineage: Eukaryota; Metazoa; Arthropoda; Insecta; Orthoptera; Acrididae. The coding region runs from base 1042 to 5223 and encodes 1393 amino acids. Gene Ontology annotation, cellular component: plasma membrane; axon. Gene Ontology annotation, biological process: cell-cell adhesion; axon guidance.
GCGCGCGCUAGGGUCGUGCGGCGGUAAGGAAGCAGUCGCCACCCAGCUCGGGAAGUGUGGUCGUGUCGCGGACUGUGGUGGUCGCCGAGUUCGUAUCAAAGUGAUCCAAACACACAAGCAGCCUCUCAUACUAUCUUAAUAGAUGGUCUGCUGUGCUGAAUGCGUGUUAAUGCCCACAGAGCAUUGUUGCAACUGACUGUUGCUUCCUGGUUUUGGCGUCAACGCGUUAUUUCGAAACAUAACUAAGUAUCCAUCGUUACGAAGCUAGUUAGUUAGCCCUUACGCUCUACGACUUGAAGCCAGUUGGAGAAAAUUGAACUGAUGCACACAAAAAUAUAGUGUUUUGCAAAUAGGUAGAACUCAAUCUGACAUAUCUCUUACCAGAGACUGAUCACACUCUUAAAAUUUAUGACGCCCUCUGUAUUUAACUAGACUAGUAAUAUGCUGUACAUUUCUGCAGAGAAUCUUUUAAAAAACAGUCAAGAAUUAGUGUUAUGGUGGUUUUAUUAGGAAGUCAGUUGGAUUAUUCAUCAGCAUUCCAUCGAAAGUAAAAUCCGCUUUAUCCUGAAUCCGCCGUCACUACCAAAGACGGAGUUCUGACACAACUGCAAAAAUUAAUAACUGGAUGUUACAGUCCUCAAUAUUGUCAGUUGCAGCAACUUAUGUUCGAGUUUGAACCACCAAUAUAGUCGCACAUAAUGCCACUCUAGUCUCCGUGCAAUUUUACGCGUUCUCAAUAACAAUUCAUGGACGAACAGCUGUAUUUGCUGCAAUCAAGUCAAAACACAUUUCUGUUGCAAACCGAGAAUAUUUCUGUGACGCAGCUGUAAUGAACUGAAGAUAUCAGCGGCUUUUCUGAAGAGUUUUUGUUGAGCAAAAUCAGCGUCGGCCGCAGACUGAAGCGACAAUGCAUCGCAGCUGGAGAGGCUCCACACGUGACGGACGGCCCGUCCGUUCCUAGCGAUUGUGCAGCACAUAGCCAGUGACGGGGACCGACGUGCGGUGCAUUGUGAACACAGCCAGCAGAGUUCAGCCGCAGAAAUGUCCUCCAGUCUUCAGCGGCGACCUUCGGCGUCCUUCUGGAAGCAGCACCGGCGCCCGCUGCCCUGGUGCGCCGUAGCGCUGCUUCUGGCUGCGGCAGCUGCGGCCGUUGUCGCGGAGCCAACAACCCCAGCGCAAGGCGAGGAGCCGCGGCCUCCGCGCAUCACGGAGCACCCCAGCGACGCGCUGGUGUCGCGCAACGAGCCGCUGACGCUCAACUGCCGCGCCGACGGCCGCCCGCCGCCUUCCGUGUCGUGGCUCAAGGACGGGGCGCCGCUGGCGCUGGACGGCUCCCAGCAGCACCGCGUGCUGCUGCCCGCCGGCUCGCUGCUCUUCCUGCGCGUGCGCAAGGAGGCCGACGCCGGCGUCUACCGCUGCGUCGCCAGGAACGCCGCCGGCGUCGCCUACUCGCGCAACGCCACGCUCUCCGUCGCCUACCUCCGCGAGGACUUCCGACCGGAGCCGAAGGACACCCGAGUAGCCGCGGGAGAGACAGCUUUGCUGGAGUGCGGCCCACCCAAGGGGCUGCCGGAACCAGCGCUCAUCUGGAGAAGGGACGGGCAGCCGCUGGACCUGCGCGCCUCCACCAGGCUCCGCCUGGUGGACGGAGGGAACCUGCUCAUCUCCGACGUCCGUCAGGCUGACGAGGGCCAGUACCAGUGCGCGGCGCAGAACAUGGCGGGCUCCAGGGAGUCCAAAGUCGCCAAGCUCACCGUCAACGUGAAGCCGUUCUUCAGCAAGGAGCCGGAAGACGCGACGGUGUUGGAGGGCGGCGCCGUGCAGUUCGAGUGCCGCGUGGGCGGCGUGCCGGCGCCCACUGUGCUGUGGCGUCGCGACGACGGCCGGAUGCCCGUGGGUCGGGCGCGCAUCGCCGACGACAAGUCGCUGCGCAUCGACGGCGUCGCCGCCGACGACGAGGGCGUCUACAUCUGCGACGUCGAGAGUCCGGCCGGCAGGAUCUCCGCCAGGGCAGCUCUCACCGUGCACUCGCCGCCCACGUUCUGGCGCCGGCCAUCGGACGCGACGGUGGCGGAGGGCGGGGAGACGUCGCUGCCCUGCGCCGCCCACGGCCGGCCGCCGCCCUCCGUCUUCUGGGCGCGCGAGGGCUCGCGCCGGCUGCUCUUCCCAGGCAGCAGCAGCAGCGGCAGCGGCCAGCCGCGCCUCGCCGUGGCCGCGGACGGCACCCUCACUCUGCGGGCCGCCAAGCCAGAGGACGCGGGCCGCUACGUCUGCUCCGCCGUCAGCGCCGCGGGAUCUGCCACCAGCAGCGCCGAGAUACAGGUUUUGGCCCCUGGCGACGAGCUUCCUCCUAUUAUUGACAUCGGCCCUCGAGAUAUGGAGAUCGCACCAAAGGGCACAGCAGUGUUUCAUUGCCUCACGGCUGGUACCGCGAAGACAUCCGUGCAGUGGCAGAAGAAUGACGAUCCUCUGGUUCCCGGUGGGCGGAUAGUAGUGCUGGUCAACGGAACGCUUGUCAUCAAGGAGGUGCAGCCGUCGGACGUGGGCAAGUACAGCUGCUGGGCAGCUUCCGGUGGCGGCCGCAGCAUGCAUUCGGCGCUGCUGUCGCUGAGCGAGACGCCGUCUGGCUCGGCAGCUGCGGUGCCGUGGAGCGCCGCGGCGCUGCCUCCGGCGCCGUCACAGCCGCGAGUUGCUGACGUCACGGAUACGUCACUGACGGUGACGUGGCGGCCUGUGGAGGGCCACGUACUGGGCUACACCCUGGAGUACUGCUGCCCGGACCUGCACGGCGGGUGGGUCGUGGCCGGCAGGAGGCUGCCUCCAGACACCUUCACCGUGGAGGGCCUGCGGCCGGAUACGCGCUACGCGGUGGUGGUGCGUUCCGAGACGCCCGCGGGGGUGUCGCGCGCCAGCCCCCCGUCGCACCCCACGCGGACUCUGCCCCCGGGGGGCGGCAGCCGCCCCCACUCCCAGGAGCAACGCCGCCUGCAGGCCGCCAGGGAGGCGCUCGGCCGCCUGCAGAUCCUCCUCAAUGCCGCUCAGCCCAUCAGCUCAAAUGCGGUGCGCCUUCGCUGGCAGGUGUUGGGCGCUGAGGAGCUGGUGGAGGGCGUGUACGUGCGCUACCGCGACCUGUCGGCGGCCGAGCCUUCCUUCGGCCUGGUGACCGUGAUGAACGCGGGCGCCACCGGCUACACCGUGUCCGGGCUGCGCGCCUUCACGCGCUAUCAGUUCUUCCUGGUGCCCUUCCACAAGGCCCUCGAGGGCCGGCCCUCCAACACCAUCACAGCACGCACCCUCGAGGACGCUCCAUCAGCAUCCCCAGAAAAUGUGCGAGUGAGGAGGCUCAAUUCUACUGCAGCCAGUAUCUUUUGGGAUCCUGUUGCGCCUGAGUAUCUAAACGGAAUGCUUCAAGGAUACAAUGUGCUGGUGAUGGUGAACGGCAGCAGCGUCUUCGCGCACCUGUCCGUGAACGCCAGCACGGCGUCAUUGCUGCUCAACAACCUGACGUCGGAUAACGUGUACAGUGUGCAGGUGUCGGCCUACACAGUGGUCGGUUCCGGGCCCUUCUCCACGGCUGCCGCGCUCGGGGGCGAUCGAAGUUCUCCCAGGGUUCAGCCGAGCAGGAGCGUCCACAGCGUGGUGCAGGAGACGUGGUUCCCCGCGGUCAUCGUGGGCCUCGUGCUGGCCGUCUCUCUGGCGCUGUCCGCCGGCUACUACCUGAGGCACCGGAAGGCCAUCAAGAAAGACAUCAGCAACCUGAACGUGAUGAACGCAAACGACAUCUGCCAGCUGAAACUGACGGACGGCAAGGACACGUUGUGGAUCGACAGCGGCGUCGGCGUGGGCGGCGACAGCGCGUGGGGCGGCGCCGAAGCGAAGGCGGCGGCUCUGGGGGCGGCGCAGACGGCCAAGGAGCUGGCCGCCGCCCACGCGGAGUACGCCGAGGUGGACGCCCGCGGACUGCUGCUGGCGCUGCACCCCAGGCCGGCGCCGUACGCCACCACCAGCCUGCUGCCCGCCAGGAGGGACGCCGAGGACAUGUGCCAGACAACGCAGAAGUCGGAUCACGAGAUGGAAAUGAAGACAUCCAACUCCAGCGGCUCCUGCGCAAAUACCGUUCUACUGAGUUCGGACACAAACUCUUGCGCUGGAUACAUGUCAAGCAGCUCUUGCUCCGAAGACAAGAACUUUUAUCCAGAUAACAUCGGCAGGCACCCAGAGAACUGCACCCACGUACACAGAAGCAACUGGUCGGAGCUACCACUGCCUUCAGACACGGCCAACGGCAACGUGAGCUGCCUUCUGCAGCCGCAGUGCCGCAGAGUGUCCAAUGAAGGCAAGAUGAGCAACCUCAACGGAGCCGAAGAGUGCAAUGCGAACACUCCGCUUCUGAGCGGACACAACUCGUGUUCCAGGGAGGAGACGCCUCUCACUCACCUGCCACGGGUUGAUACAGCCGACUUCAACAUACGGCCAGUGCCACCCGACAGAAGGAGCUCUCUGUGUGAAGACGGAUACGCCAGCGUGUGCUCCGUGUACAACGACCCAGUCAGAUACACAAUGGUGCCGGAUCAUCACCCCUCGUUUCCAGGUUUCCUAGCGGCCUGUGAGUCGGUCACGGCUUUCGGAAAUGGCGGCGAACACAAGUACAGCCAGUGUCACCCGCAGCACAAGAGGCACCACUGCCACAGGCAUUCCUUCUACCACAGGUCGCAGCGCUGUUGCAGGCAUAACCCGCAAGGUGGCAGCCUGGAACAGCGGGAGUGUGACCACGCCCCCGCAGGGGGGAGGUGCGGCAGCGAGUCCUGCUGUUCCUCUGGCGACGUGGGCUGCCUCUACACCGAGCCCAGGAACUUCCCGCGGCAGGAGGGGGGUGCGUGCCGGCACCGCUGCCGCCGCCGCUGCCGCGUCCCCCGGCGCUGUCACCAUCAGCGACCCGCCUCCCCCACCGCCAGCUCCGACUCCGGCAGCGGCUGCGCCGGGGCGCCCUCGCCCAUGGAGGACGUCGAGCCCGCCACAGACGAGCUUCCCGGAUACGCGAAAUUGGAUUACCCAAACUCCCAGUCACCCAACAGCGAAACGAGUGCUAGCGUAGAAGAUGGGCACAGAAUCCACGAAACUUGCUCAGACGAGAGGUGCGGCCGUAACAACCGGAUUUCGUGGACAACGUCCAGCUCCGCGGAUGCCAACAACUCUGUGUCGGAUGUGAAGUAUACGGUCUGAUUUACGAAUCUUGCUCAUAGUGUGAUGUCUGUUUACCAUGUGUGAUUUUAAAAAAAAGAGAUGAAUCUCUGGUUCGUCUGACGAAACGUAAUACUUCAUUUUUGAUGUAUUUUACAAAUUAGUUUUAGACACUCAUACCUGUAUCAAAUGUUUUGACUGUGUAUUUUAGUACUGUAAAUACGUUUUGUAGAAUACGAAAAUGUUGCUUAGAGAAGCAGCAUAAAUAUAUCUGUGCA